UCUGUUUUUGGUUGUGGAUACACCAUAACACUUUUCUCAUUCUGUUGGCUGUUUCAGGGUAAAAGCCUGUGACAGGGAGUUUACCAUCUGAAAAUCUGAUUUGAUUGAAAACAGUGCAAAUCCCACGCUGGCCKGGGCAUCCAAUCUCACAUCAUCACUGGCACACUGCAGCCCCCAUAAUCCCACUUCUUAAUCCUAAUGCCUUUUCUAUUUUACGAAAAGUGAUCGGAUACCUGAARGAGGAUGAYGAUGCAAACAGCAGGACUCUGCAGCUUGAUUUGAUCCUCUGUGGUUUUGUUUUUUUCCUAAAAGGAUAUCUACUUUGGGGAUUAUUUCUUUAUCCGCAAUACUGGAGAGAGAUAUUUGACCCAUCCUGCACCACUGUAAUGCAUUGUGCUGCAGUUUGAAGCCAUGCAAACUGUGCCAAAGGACAAAAGGAACCACAGUGGGCAGCCAAGAUUAAUAUUUUCAGCAUCCCAGAACUGCAGAACUGAGAUCCAGACUCAAGUGGAAGGGACGCGAGGAAAUCCCAAKAACCCUCCGGCAGCUUCAUACCAUCACUUGUCGAAGUUAGAAACAGCAUCGUUUCACCAAUGUCAUGUAAACUGGACAAAUUAAAGGGAUAUAAAAAGAAGAGAAGCGCGUUCUCGGCGAAGCGCAGCAUCAGCACCAGAACCCGAAGCGCGUCCCCGCCCCGGUGGAGGCUGCCCGACAUCCCGGGGAGUGGAGUUGGAGCUGCGCGAGUUAAAGUUGGGCUUAAAGAGGGGGGGUCUGAGGAUGCUGCAGAGGAAUCUACGGUCUGAUUAACAUCACCUUUGCGAGGAAGAUUUUUUUUUUUUAAAGUGAAGGAUGACUUGCAAAAUAUUGAGCACAUGCCUCUUGUUUUUGGCUUUUCAACAUUGCUCAUCACGAGAGUGUGUUGAUCCGCUCGUCACUGGGCUCUAUGCCUCCUCCUUCUGGGCCUCUUCCAGAUAUAACUUUCUGUACUCUGCCAAUUUUGCCAAACUGUAUGGCAGCAGUGGCUGGUCCCCUUCCCUCAGUGACAGACAGCCAUGGCUGCAYGUCAAUUUGGGCAGGAAGUACAGACUGGUGGCAAUUGCAACCCAAGGGACUUUUAAUUCAUACGACUGGGUCACCAAGUAUACACUUCUCUACGGAGACAGACCGGAUUCCUGGACUCCAUACAUCAUGAAAGGAGGAAAUUCGACGCUGCCUGGAAACUGGAAUUAUUAUCAAGUGAAGAGAAAUGUCUUCCAUUAUGCCUURACUGCGAAACACAUUCGUCUGCUGCCUCUGGCGUGGAACACGGAGAAUGGAGGAAAGAUUGGUGUGAGACUGGAGCUCUUUGGCUGCCCUUAUGAUUCCUAUGUACUACAAUACAACGGAGACGAUGCAGUGGUGUACACAUAUCCAGAGAAAAGGUUCCGCACGCUGCAUGACCAUAUCGCCAUAAACUUUAAGACCCUGGAGCAGGAUGGUCUGCUGUUACACAGUGAGGGGAUUCAGGGGGACCUCUUCACACUAGAGCUGAAGAAAGGUCGUCUUUAUCUGCACAUCAGCCUUGGAAGCAGCGUGAUACACCAGGUUGACGGCAGAAUUACUCUGACUGCAGGAAGUCUCCUUGACAAUCUGCACUGGCACUAUGUCACUAUCAAGCGCUACGGUCGACAGGUCAACUUUACAGUGGAUAGUCAGACAGUGACAGCCAUUUGCAAAGGAGAAUUUACUCACCUGGAUCUAAACACACAGAUGUAUGUCGGAGGAGUAAUAGAGCCAAACCUGCCUCACCUCCCUACUAUACCAAACUUCCGAGGAUGUCUUGAGAAUGUCUUCAUUAACGGCAUCAAUAUCAUCGACAAGGCAAAGAGAGAGGAACCUGACAUUCGUAUUCCCCGAAAUAAAAAAAUGCACUUUGCUUGCCGUGACAUUCUGCUUAAACCAAUGACCUUUGCCGGACCCAACAACUUCUUGCAAGUGCCUGGGUUCAUCGGCAGGCCUCGCAUGUUUGUUAAAUUUAAGUUCCGCUCGUGGGAUUACACCGGGCUGCUGAUGUUCACACGCUUUGCUGACAACCUGGGCGCCCUUGAGCUGGGUCUGAGCGAGGGUCAGAUCAAUGUAACCAUCUUCCAGACGGGAAAAAAGAAGCUACAGUUCGCUGCAGGGUACAGGCUAAAUGAUGGUUACUGGCAUUCAGUGGAUUUGGCAGCCAGAGACAACCUGCUGACCCUCACCAUUGAUGAAGAGGAAGGCUCCCCACUGAAGAUCACCAACCCAUUUACCAUCCGAACUAGUGAUCGCUACUUUUUUGGAGGUUGUCCAAAAACCAAUAAUACAGCAUUCAAGUGUGAAACCAAACUGAAUCGCUUCCAUGGCUGCAUGCAACAUAUCUUCAUCGACAAUGAACAACUUGACAUUGACAUUACUCUGCAGCGACAGUGGGCACGUUACGAGGAGCUGCUGUUAGGUACCUGUGGAAUCACUGACAGAUGUACUCCCAAUCCAUGCGAACACGAGGGCAGAUGCAUUCAGUCCUGGGAUGACUUCAUCUGUCUGUGUGAGAAUACAGGCUACAAAGGAGAAGUGUGUCACAUGUCUGUUUAUAAAGAGUCUUGUGAGGCCUACAGGCUAAGUGGGAAAUAUUGGUCUGGAAACUACACCAUUGAUCCUGAUCUCAGUGGGCCGCUGAAACCCUUUGAAGUGUACUGCAAAAUGAAGUCAUAUAAAGCCUGGACUGUGAUUAUGCAUGAUCGAGUGGAAGGUACCAAAGUGUCUGGGAGCUCAAUAGACCGCCCGUCUAUAGUGGAUGUACACUACUGGAACGCCUCCUGGGAUGAAGUCACUGCUCUCGCCAACACCUCCAUGUAUUGUGAGCAGUGGAUCGACUACUCCUGCUACAAGUCUCGUCUCCUCAACACCCCCAACGGAAGACCAUUCGGUUAUUGGAUUGGUCGCAACAACGAGAGUCACUAUUACUGGGGUGGGACAUUCAGAGAAGUUCAGAAAUGUGGCUGUGCAAUUAAUCAAACCUGUGUCGAUCCAAAGUUCCAGUGCAACUGUGACGCUGACUAUAGACAAUGGUAUUCUGAUAAAGGUUAUUUGGACUUCAGAGACCACCUACCUGUGAGGAGGGUGGUGGUGGGGGACACCAACAGGACCGGGUCAGAAGCACAAGUCACAGUUGGGCCUCUCCGCUGCCAUGGGGACAGAAGUAUUUGGAACACGAUAGCCUUCACCAAGCCAACCUACAUCACGUUCCCAACUUUCAGGCCCGGCUCAACUGCUGACAUCUCCUUCCACUUCAAAACAUAUCGUGACCAUGGCGUCUUCCUGGAAAACUCCGAUGAACAACUCAGAAACUUUAUAAGGAUAGAACUGAACACCACCCACAAUCUUGCGUUUAUAUUCAUGGUUGGAGACGGCAUCCUUAAUGUGACCCUUCGCUCCCCUGUACCACUCAACGACAACGAGUGGCAUUUCGUUCAGGCUGAGCUUAAUGUGAAAUUAGCCAGGAUCAAGGUCGAUUAUCAGCCUUGGACUGUCAAACGUUUACCAGGCCAGACCUUUGUCACCAUGAAGUUCACACAUCCUCUUCUUGUCGGUGCAGCUAACCGCACUCUCAGGCCCUUCUUAGGGUGUCUUCGAGGAUUGCGUAUGAAUGGUGUUCCUAUUGAUUUGGAAGCGAAGGUAAAUGAAGAACAGGGCAUACGGAGGAACUGCACUGGAGAGUGCCUCAAUGCCACCAUUCCAUGUCGAAACAGUGGUCAGUGUAUUGAGGGAUACGCAUCCUACACUUGUGACUGUAACAAUACAGCCUUUGAUGGGUUCUACUGCCAUAAAGACAUUGGAGCUUACUUUGAAAUUGGAUCGUGGUUGAAAUACAACAUACUAAAAAAGCCCAUAUCGGAUGAGGCUGCGUGGGCAAACUGGAUUGAUCCGCAUUAUGAUAACUUCAGCCUCGGCUACAACGACACGGCUGAUGACAUAGAGUUUAGUUUUAGCACUGUUCACACACCAGCUGUGUUACUCUACAUCAGUUCUUUCGUUCAAGACUACAUCGCUGUCAUCCUCAAAUACGAUGGUAGUGUAGAUCUGAGAUAUAGGCUGGGGCUCAUAACACACAAGUACCAGCUGACUCACAGAAACCUGGCAGAUGGAUAUCCUCACUAUGUAAACAUAACCAGGCACAACAGAACCAUCAAAACACAGGUAGACUACAUGGAACCCAUAGUGGAGAAGAUAACACUAGUUGAGGACGCCAGAUUCGACUCUCCAAAAUCCAUGUUCCUGGGCAGAGUGAUGGAGGUUGGUGACAUUGACUAUGAAAUCCAGAGGCACAAUGCCCCAGGUUUCAUAGGAUGCAUAUCUGGAGUGAGAUACAAUGUCUACGCCCCGCUGAAGGCCUACUUCCGUCCGAACGUGACGAACCCUCCGGUCACAACACAAGGUCAUGUCUCGGAGUCGAACUGUGGGGCGUUUCCUCCUGUACUGGGUUAUGUGCCUUGGGAAGUCGAUCCCUGGUUCACUGGCAUAGAAUACUUUUACAUUCAUGAUGACCUAGGCUUGAUUUGGAUAACAGUUAUUGUCAUUGUGGCGCUGCUGCUGCUCUUUGGAGGCCUGUACAGCAUCUACGUCUAUGCUUAUCAGCAGAAGGGAAGCUACCUAACCAAUGAACCCAAAAACUUGGAAUCUCCCAGCAGCGCCAGGCCUUUGACCGAGACCCUGAGGAGAGAGAAAAAGAGCUUUCCAGAGAUUGAAGAGGAAUUCAGGAGUGGCUAAUAUCCCAGGACCUAAGGGACAAUGGGUGGAGUUUAACAUGGAUUGGUGGAGUUAGCACUUAAAAAAACAUCAACAAAAAAACAAACACAGAUACUUUUAGUAAGUUUUCUAAUGAUUUGGUUUUCUUGUUUUCUAAACACUUUUGUGUUCCUUAUCACGGUUGAGUGGCACAUGACGCCUGGUACUUUGCUUUACUAUUUGUUAGAAUAUGUUCAAGUUUUGCUGGGUUCAAAGUGGAAAUCAAGCCCCGCGUUGCAGCCAACAAGUCUCACACUGUACUGCAGGGUGAAAAACUGAAGUGCCUCAUCUGAGCAAGCUUGAUCUGAAAGCAUAAUCAGAUAGUUUAAAUUGGACACUGUGGAAGGAGAGAAAAAAAAGAUUUAACGAACAUUUAAUUAAAACAUUUUGAGGUAUUAAGGCUUUUACUGAUUGAUUUCAUUUUCUGAGCCACUUUUGAGAUGAAUGAAAUUCAUCCAUAGAUUUCUGUAUAGAGAGGUUGUCAUCUAAAAUAUAUAUAUUAUGGACAAUCUCACAUUAGCCAUUUUUAAAAUCACUAAUUCAGUUAUGAAUUUGAAUACAUAAAUUCAAUACAUCUAAGGGUGCUGCUUAAAAAAACAGUGACAAAAAUGCUAAAAAAGACUAAUGGUGCUCACGAYCACUAACAACUGAUAACAGAACAUGCUYACAAGCUUUAAAAUGAGGCAUUAAAAGAUUGUUAAAGGCAUAUUUGCUUUCUGCAGUGUCCCAGCCUYUAAUGGUGCAUUAACUAUACAGAAUGGCUCUUGUAAGUGGUUCAGAAUUUCCAUAGUGUUAAUAGAUAGCUUUUCUAAGUAAUAUGCUCUGAUUUAACAUAUUGCUGAGGCUUUGGCAGUAAGAAUGUGAAGAUAAAGUACCUCAGACACUGAGUUGGCUGUUUGCAAACUGUUGAUGUAACACAGGAUAAACAGAAAAGUCAAACCGAUCAUCUUUCCAGGGACAGAGUGACCCAAAUCCCUCGAGUUCUCGUUCAUUCUGGUUGCUUAUUUUACAGUCAAGCCGCCGUCAGCUUGGUGCUACAGAGUAUUUGACUCCUUCAUGACAGAAUUACAAGAAGAGAAUCAGUGCUUCCACAAUCCUGCACAAGAAACAAAUUUCAGGGAACAGCUGCUCCCUACGGCCAAAUGAGAAGCAUCAACACAUCCAAGAUGACAUACGUACAGUGGACCACAAUAAAGCUGAUCUUUUACUUCUGACACUGCUAGAAUAUGUUGCUUAUCACUAAAGGAUCGUAGCUGACCUCAAGGUCAUUGUUGCUGCUUCUUGGUUAGCUGCUUUUAUAAAUAAUAAGAAUAAUAAAAAAAAUCUGGCUUUAGUCCAAGAAAGUGAUCUUUACUGGCUGGAUAAAAAUUGUGUGUACCAACUUAAGCAUAGAGCUAUCAUCAGUUAUUGCAGCUCUUCUUGACACUAUAAAGAACUAUUGUGUUUGUGAAAAAAAAAAUGUUUCAAUACAUUUUCGACAUAUUAGCUAUGCAUAUAUGUAGAGCAUGAGCGCACUUUGCAGGAACAUGCAAUAAAAUGAGCUUCUUCCAGUCACUAAUAAUAUUAAGGUUUGUUCAUUUAAUUUGCAAAUGUACAAUAGCGAAUAGGAUGUARUGGGUGUACAACGUGAUCCUGUGAAUAAUCUGUUGAAUGACUAAUUUCUAGGGUUUAUACAUAACAAAGGGAGUGUUUUGAAUGUAAAUUCUUUGACUCUGUAAUGUCUGAGAUGCUCUGGUGGUUUUACCAUAGAAGAACCGUUCAUAAUAGCUUUUUAGAUCGCUCAGGUUAAAGACAGCACAGAACUUGCUCUCUGUAGUAAUGUUACACCUUCAGAACAUUGUUGGUUUUCUUCCAUUACAGAUGGGCAGGCUGUGCAACAUUGUAUAGUGAAAGAAUGUACAGUACAUGUAAAAAAAAAUGCAGUUACUGUAAAGACACGACUAAUAAUGUAUGAACCUGUACAGAUUUCAAAACUGGCAUUGGAAGGAUCUAUUUUUGGAAAUGUGAUGUAAUGAGAUGAUUGACAACGAAAGGUGAACGAACAGAGUGAAACUGCUGAUUUGUGACACAAAACCAUGUGUUUUUUGUUUUGUUUUCAACGUGAACAAUCACCGCAAAUUUAGUUGGAAAAAAGAAUGUGGAUCAGAUGUGCUUUGCUGUUGAUUCUACAUCGAUUUAAAUGUAUUCAUCUCACCAGAUUUGUUGGACUGUAAACAUUCAGCAUAGCAGUGUCAUAUUAUUGCAUCUCACAUAAUUCACAUGUGGUCCCUGGAGUGUGUCUGUGUGACUGACUGGAUGUUUGUGCAUUCAUAGUUCGCCCACUAAGAUACAAAAAUAUAAAUAUAAAUGUGCACUGAUGCCAGUUAUUCUACCCACUUGUUGUGCACCAACACCAAUGAGGAUUGGUGUUAUUCAGUGAAGGAUGUGACCAGUAGAGGCCGGUAGUCAGCUGGAGAUGACCUCUGCCAAGGUGUCUGCUCACUUCUUUCUAUUGUAUGCUAGAAAAUACAAACCUAAACAGGUGAAUAAUCRAUUUUAUAUUCAUUAAUGUUUUGGGUGUAAUUCUUAUCUGUACUCUACAGAAGCACAUGCAGGUAACAGAGUAAAACAGUCACAAAAAUAAAAYCGCAGCGAUGUAUGAGACCAAACAGAAAGGCACCAAAGAACAGCAGGCAUGUUAUAACAGCACCAAUUUCUCUGUACACCAAACUGUCUGAAAUAAGUACUUAAAAAUGUUGUUUUUAAACAUUUUUUAUUUCUGUUUUUGUAAUAGUUUCACUGUAAAUGACCAUUACUGUGUAAAGGAACUCAAAUCCAAACUGUCAUCUCAAUAAAAGAAGGUUGAAGGAAA
Messenger RNA from Austrofundulus limnaeus, 7645 nucleotides. It is a transcript of the gene cntnap1, whose product is annotated as contactin associated protein 1. The transcript has 26 exons. Lineage: Eukaryota; Metazoa; Chordata; Actinopteri; Cyprinodontiformes; Rivulidae. Bases 850 to 4776 code for a protein of 1308 amino acids. The record is from RefSeq and is a predicted model, not a curated record.